AACAAAGACGACUUGAUUGGUAGACGCUGAAAGGAUGAACGGUCUUGUGCUGUCUCAGGGCUGUGAGCUUACCUUGCCUGGCUGCACAGAUGGAGGGCCGCUGUUCGGCAACAAGGCCCCCCAAGUGUGUGGGGUCAGAGUUGAGCUAGAGAUGCAGGCACUGUGGCGGCAGUUCGACCAGCUGGGCACAGAAAUGAUAGUUACCAAAUCCGGAAGGAGGAUGUUCCCGACAUUUCAGGUGAGAAUCUCCGGGAUGGAUCCGUCGGCCGAGUACGUUCUCCUCAUGGACUUCAUUCCUGUCGACGACAAGAGAUACAGAUAUGCCUUCCACAGCUCCUCCUGGUUGGUGGCAGGCCGAGCAGACGUCGCGGCCCCGAGCAGGAUGCAUUUCCACCCGGAUUCCCCGGCCCCCGGGGCCCAGUGGAUGAAGCAGACCGUGUCCUUCGACACUCUCAAGCUCACCAACAACCUGCUAGACGACAAUGGACAUAUGAUCCUGAACUCCAUGCACCGCUACCAGCCGCGCUUCCAUGUCGUGUACGUGGACCCGGCGCCAGACAGCCACUUAAACGCCUACAAGAACUUCUGCUCCUUCUCCUUCCCGGAGACACGGUUCAUGGCCGUCACCGCCUACCAGAACCACAGGAUUACUCAGCUGAAAAUUGCAAGCAACCCAUUCGCCAAAGGCUUCAGGACCUCCGACCCGCAGGCAUGGUGAGUGUCCGUCCGUCCUUGGCGAGCAGCAGAAUCCUGAUGCGGUCUUCUUUUUCCACCGUUAUCAGCUGCCAAACGAUAAGGCCGCAGGUUUGAUCACAGCUAAUCUUUAACUUUUGUACAGUCAUACAGUCUCCCGUGUCAGGGA
This is a messenger RNA of Fundulus heteroclitus (mummichog), 862 nucleotides long. Its product is annotated as T-box transcription factor TBX1-B-like. Gene Ontology annotation, molecular function: DNA-binding transcription factor activity, RNA polymerase II-specific; RNA polymerase II cis-regulatory region sequence-specific DNA binding. The record is from RefSeq and is a predicted model, not a curated record. Gene Ontology annotation, cellular component: nucleus. NCBI's taxonomy places the organism in Eukaryota, Metazoa, Chordata, Actinopteri, Cyprinodontiformes, Fundulidae. Bases 35 to 718 code for a protein of 227 amino acids. Gene Ontology annotation, biological process: cell fate specification; positive regulation of DNA-templated transcription; regulation of transcription by RNA polymerase II. The transcript has 6 exons.